UAUUUUGGGGCUACUUUAAGAUGAUGGUUAUUAAUGGUAUGUAAUCUUCUUAUAAAAUAUGGUGUGUAAAUAGCAUAUAAACUUUCAGGCAACCGGAAACACUAUUCUACUAUCAAUCCUUUUCUGUAAGAGAUUUAUCCAAAAUGGCUAAAGUAAAAGCUAAAGAACUUCGAGGAAAAAAGAAGGACGAGCUCCUGAAACAACUUGAGGAACUUAAAAAUGAGCUUCAAACCCUGCGUGUUGCUAAAGUCACUGGAGGUGCUGCUGCCAAGCUUGCAAAAAUAUACACAGUUCGUAAAUCUGUGGCUCGUGUGUUGACUGUCAUCAACCAGACGCAGAAAGAAAAUUUGCGCAAGUUCUAUCGCAAGAAGACCUUUAAGCCCAAAGACUUGAGACAAAAGAAGACAAGGGCCAUGAGGAGAGCCUUGACUCCAUACGAGCUCACUUGUAUCAGUAAGAAACAAGCCAGGAAACAGAGAUUGUAUGCCAUUAGGAAGUUUGCUGUUAAAGAAUAAACCUGAUAUAACUUA
Molecule: messenger RNA, 530 nt
Organism: Biomphalaria glabrata
Lineage: Eukaryota; Metazoa; Mollusca; Gastropoda; Planorbidae
Product: 60S ribosomal protein L35-like
Exons: 4
Coding region: 144-515 (123 amino acids)
Biological process (GO): maturation of LSU-rRNA from tricistronic rRNA transcript (SSU-rRNA, 5.8S rRNA, LSU-rRNA); translation
Cellular component (GO): ribosome; cytosolic large ribosomal subunit
Molecular function (GO): structural constituent of ribosome; mRNA binding
Source: RefSeq, a predicted model, not a curated record